AUGAACAAGGAAAAUCAGUCGAGUGUAUCCGAGUUCCUCCUCCUGGGGCUCUCCAAGCAGCCUCAAGAACAGCGGAUCUUCUUCCUGCUCUUCCUGAGCAUGUACCUGGCCACAGUCCUGGGAAACCUGCUCAUUAUCCUGGCCAUUAGCAUAGACUCCCACCUGCACACCCCCAUGUACUUCUUCCUCAGCAACCUGUCUUUUGUAGACGUCUGCUUCUCCUCCACUACUGUCCCCAAGAUGCUGGCCAAUCAUAUACUUGGGAGUCAGGCCAUCUCCUUCUCUGGGUGUCUCACACAGUUGUAUUUUAUCAUUGUCCUUGCCUACAUGGACAAUUUCCUCCUGGCUUUGAUGGCCUAUGAUCGCUAUAUUGCUGUAUGUCACCCCUUACACUACACAACAAAGAUGACCCCCCAGCUCUGUGCUCUGUUGGUUGCAUGGUCUUGGGUCAUUGCCAAUCUGCAUGCUCUGUUGCACACCCUGCUGAUGGCUCUACUUUCAUUCUGUGAAGACAACACCAUCUCCCACUACUUCUGUGAUGUGGUUCCUCUCCUGAAACUCUCCUGUUCUGACACAUACCUCAAUGACAUGAUGAUUCUUAUUGUAGCAGGUCUGUUAAUGAUCGCUCCAUUUAUUUUCAUCCUCAUCUCAUACAUCUUUAUUGCUUGUGCAGUUCUGAGGGUCCCAUCCACAAAGGGAAGAUGGAAAGCCUUCUCCACCUGUGGCUCCCACCUGGUUGUGGUUUCUUUUUUCUAUGGCACCAUCAUUGCUGUCUAUUUCAAUCCUUCAUCCUCCCACUCAGCCGAGAAAGACACGGCAGCUACUGUGUUGUACACGGUAGUGACGCCCAUGCUGAACCCUUUCAUCUACAGCCUAAGGAACAAGGACUUGAAAGGGGCUCUGAGAAAAGUGAUUGGUAGAACAAUAUUUUAUACCCAAUAA
Molecule: messenger RNA, 942 nt
Organism: Echinops telfairi (small Madagascar hedgehog)
Lineage: Eukaryota; Metazoa; Chordata; Mammalia; Afrosoricida; Tenrecidae
Product: olfactory receptor 1F1-like
Exons: 1
Coding region: 1-942 (313 amino acids)
Biological process (GO): G protein-coupled receptor signaling pathway
Cellular component (GO): membrane
Molecular function (GO): olfactory receptor activity; G protein-coupled receptor activity
Source: RefSeq, a predicted model, not a curated record